This is a messenger RNA of Closterium sp. NIES-65, 1119 nucleotides long. Lineage: Eukaryota; Viridiplantae; Streptophyta; Zygnematophyceae; Desmidiales; Closteriaceae. The record is from the annotation of a GenBank genome assembly.
AUGGCUACCCCUAGUGUCCUUACCUUUGAUGCUGAGGGUCGGGCUGUUGACUUUGAGGUCUGGGUCGAUCACCUACAACUUUUCCUACAGUGCGAUAGGGCAGAGAGUCUCUCCCUCUUCGAUCUCACGUCUGGUGCCUCUCCUACCCGGCCUGCUGAUGCUGACAGCACUGUUCGCUCACAGUGGGCCACAUGCGAUGCUGCUGCCCGUCUUGCUGUGCGUCGCCACUUACCGACCGCUGAGCGUGCGCACUUUAGUCAGUACAAGAGUGCUAAGACCUUGUACGACGCUGUAGUUGCACGCUACUCUUCCCCUGCCACUACUGCCCUUAGCAGCCUCAUACUGCCGUACCUGUUCCCUAACCUCGCCGCUUUUCCCACAAUCGCUGACCUCAUUACGCACCUUCGCACUAGUGACACUCGCUACCGCGCUGCAGUUCCUGCUGAGUUCUGCGCCAAGAACCCCCCCCCCCCCCCCCCCAUGUACCUCACCCUCUACUACAUAGUCACCCGGCUCCCUGACUCCCUUCGCUUAGUCAGGGACCACUUCCUCUCAGUUUGCCCCACCACACUCACCGUUGACCUCCUCGAGGAGCACCUCCUGGCAGCAGAGAAGAGUAUAGUCGCUGUAGGAGCCUCUCGUGGUGACCCUCAUACCCCCGUCUUUGAGGGGUGUUCCCCCUCCCUCCUCUUGCCCUCUGUCGCCUCUACUGCUGCGGCCGACCUCGCUGGCUUCGAGUCGGUCGGAGCGGCGUCUGCCCCUAGUGGGAGACGCCGCACCGGCAAGGGCAAGGGGGGCAAGGGCGCUGGAGGAGCUGGCAGGGGCGACGGAGGUGGAGGGGGAGGCGGUGGAGGGAGUGGGGGUGGUGGUGGGAGUGGUGGCAGGGGUGGAGGCCGGGGUGGGGGUGCUGGCCCCUGCACCUACGCCCUCCGUACCGGUGACCGUGCGGGUGAGCAGUGCGGGGGUCUGCACUCCACCCAGCGCUGCUUCGGCCGCCUGACGGACGCUAGGCGUCACCAGUUCCCUGACGCCACAGAGAUCGCUCGCUGGGGCGAGCUGUCUAGGGCGGGAGUAGCUAUCUUUGAUCUUGACUUUGAUGCUAUUCUUGCUGCCAUGUAG